Messenger RNA from Branchiostoma floridae (Florida lancelet), 2630 nucleotides. RefSeq names its product transcriptional regulator ATRX homolog. Gene Ontology annotation, cellular component: nucleus. The record is from RefSeq and is a predicted model, not a curated record. The coding region runs from base 80 to 1414 and encodes 444 amino acids. Lineage: Eukaryota; Metazoa; Chordata; Leptocardii; Amphioxiformes; Branchiostomatidae. The transcript is spliced from 9 exons.
CCGGACCGUCAUCCUUUGUGUAGCUGCUGCAUGCUGGGAGUGGGAGGGCCCAACAACAACAGAAAGUGAAAGUGGCAUCAUGUCGGCUAAUCGAACAAAGAAAUCGUCGAAGAUCAGAUCUACUGGCGAUGUUAGCGGGAAGAGUCCCGGCCCGAAAGCCCAGGCGGCCCGGUGCGGGUUCUGUAACCUCGGGUAUGAAGUGGAGAGGACCUGCGAUACGCUGUAUGUGGCUGACGGGGUGGCCGCCCACUUCUUGUGCAUGCUGUACUCCAGUGGGCUGAUCCAGGAGGACAGUGACUCGUCACAGUUUGAGGAUUUUGGGAUGUUCAACCCAGAAGAUGUGAAGAAAGAAAUAAAGCGUGGGCUGCAGUUGAGCUGCAGUGUUUGCCACAAGAAGGGAGCCACCAUCGGCUGUGACAGGAAAAUGUGUACCAAGACGUGCCACUACAAGUGUGGCAUGGAUUAUGACUAUGUAUUUGAAGAAAACCCUGAUGAAGGACAGUUCUUAAUGUACUGUCCAAAACACAAGGACUUGACAACUGAUGCAGAUGAUGACGAUGAAAAUUGGAGGUCAUCAGAUGAGGAAGAGCGAGAUGAAGAACAAGAUGACGAGAACACAGAUCCGAGCUGGGACGCCUCUCCUUCCAAGAGAUCCACCCCUAAGAGAAAGUCUGAGAGGAAGAAAGGACGUCCUGCUAAGAAAAGAGGCCAAAGGAAUGACGAUAGCAGUCCUCGAAGAAGUAAACGCUCGCGGACCACUGUGAAGUACCAAGAAACGGACGAAGAGUCCUUCUCUGAUGAGGAUAUGCUCAUACCUGUGGGACGAAGGAUGUCACCCAAGAAGGAGAAAAAGAUCAAGGAGAAAGCCCAAGAUGAUGAAGAUGAGGAUGCUGACAAGGAAACUAGUGAACAGGAGGAUGAAGCGGAUGAUGAAGAGGAUGGAAGUGGAGAUAAAAGGAUGGACCGUAAGCAUGUACGGACCAUGAAGGAGAAAGACCAAGAUGAGGAGGAUGAAGAUACACCAGAUGAUGAUGAAGAUGAUGAGAGUGGAGAUGAAAAGAUGGAGAAGAAAGAUGAUAAAACACAAAAGACAGGAGCUUCGGACUUUUGGGACCAGAGCAGGAAGGCUGGGACGCUGGGUACUGUCUGUACCAGGGUCAAACAGGCCAUGCAGUCAGCUCUGAAAAAAAUCCAGGACAACACUGCUUCUGAAAUAGAGCGUGCAGCAGUUCUAAGCUUCAUGGAAACUACUAGACUAAUGGAACAGAUAGAGGAGGAACAGAAGAAGGACAGUGGUAAGAAGAGGAAUGGACAGACCAGGGCCGAACAACCAGAAGACAGUGAAGAUGAACAAGACGUCCCACCUAAGAAAGCUGCUCGGUUUCAUUCUCCAAGGAAAGGGGUGAAGAAAUAGUGUAGGAGGUUUGCAAUGACUAGAAGUUGAUUCCAUGAAUCAUGGUACAAUGAAAAGAGUACCUGGACAGUUUAGAUCUUAUCUGCAUAACGUCUAAAGUUGAUAUAUAAUCAAGUGACAAUAGUCCAUGUUAAUGUAUGAACUACUUUGACCUGCUUUGCCCCUGAUGUGGUUAUCUGGGGGUAGUGACAAUGUAGUUGUAGAUUAACUACAAAGUUGAUCAUGUGCUAGUUACUGUAAUUUCCGUUAUUUUAGUGGGAGUUUAAUUUUGCAGAAGAGUUUGAAGUUCACAGUUAAACCAUUCUGCUGUGCAGUGGAAUUCAAAAAAAGUCAUACAAAAUGUAUUUGCAUUUCCAUUAUUUUGCAGUAUAAGAGGUUGAAUAUCAGAAAAAUAACGCCACUUGUAAAAUGUACAGAUCUACUGUAACAGUAUAUUAUCAUUUGGUUGUGGAAGCUCAAUGUAAAAGUAUGCUGUUGUAGGUCUUUAUAUAGUUGUAGUUAUGUAGUUGAACAGAUACCGUAUUAUGUCUUGAAUGAAACGCGCUGGUGACUGCUAAGUAACAAAGCCAAGUAGCAGUGGUCCUGCACCAUAGUAUAAAUGUAUCUACAACAAAUCUAGUACUCAUUUCAAUUUUGUGCCUUGUAAUGUGCCAGUGAAUGCAUUUUUAUUUUAACUUCCCUUUAGUGAAGGGACUUGCUUUUGUUGCAUUAUUUUCCAGAUCUCUUUUUACAAUGAAGAAUUUUGAUUAAAGUGUGCCAGACCAUCUUCCAAGCCAAGAUGACUUUGUUAAUGGGCAAUCAAGGCAAUGUGCCAUAUUUACAAAAUCAUGAUUAUCUUUGCAGUUGUUCAAAUCUACUAAGUAAUUUGGCAACAGCAAGUAAAUCUUAUUGAUGACAUCAGCAUGCGCAUUGAUUUUUGCCUGAAUUAUAGGGGAGAAAAAAAAUUAAUUCUAUUCCCUUCCGAUAUGGUCAAUGUGACGAGGAGAUGUUGAAAAUGGAAAAUAUGUUGUAACCUAUUUAGCUAUGGCAAGAGAGCCAUACAUGUGUACCAGGGCUCUAGUCAGCGUCCGUUUUUCCGUCAAUUGACGGAAAUUUGUUGCGUGUGACGGAAAAAUUUUAAAACCAAUCCGUCAACCUUGAUGGACAAAAAUCCUUGAUGAAAGCUACAGGCGGCUUGGGGACGCCGUAAAAACUACACACUGUUUGUUUUACUAUU